AUGCGCUGGCGCACAUCCAACGCCUACAAUAUGCCGCCGACGAGACUUGUAGUCUGCAAUUCUGCAUAUCACCAAAGGCAGAAUUUACCAACAACAUGCAAGUCGCCGUUUUUCCCCGGUGUGGAGGAAGCAGCGGGACCGGGCGGUGCGGCGGCGGGGUCGCCCGCGGGUCCCGACCAAUCACAAGACGUGGUGACGAGACUUAGCGCCGCGGGUCUAUCGAUGUGUGUGAGCGCGCUCGGCUCGCCGGCCAGGUCGUCGCCAGUGUCCGCUGGCUCUGAGCACGGCGAGAGGUUCAGUCGGAAGGUGUUCGUUGGAGGUCUACCGCCCGACAUUGAUGAAGACGAGAUAACCUCGUCGUUCCGGCGGUUUGGGCCUCUGGUUGUGGACUGGCCGCACAAAGCAGAGAGCAAAAGUUACUUUCCGCCCAAGGGUUACGCGUUUCUACUAUUUCAGGACGAGAGCUCUGUGGCUGCCUUGAUGGAGGCGUGCAUCACCGACGACGACAAGUUGUACUUGUGCGUGUCGUCGCCGACGAUCCGCGACAAGCCGGUGCAGAUCCGGCCGUGGAAGCUCGCCGACGCGGACUUCGUGCUGGACGCGAGCAUGCCCCUGGACCCGCGCAAGACCGUGUUCGUGGGCGGCGUGCCGCGCCCGCUCAAGGCCGUGGAGCUGGCUAUGAUAAUGGACCGGUUGUACGGCGGCGUCUGUUACGCCGGCAUCGACACUGAUCCCGAACUGAAGUAUCCAAAGGUGGAGUAUGGAAAUCAUUGUAAUGUAUUCACGGUAGUCGAUCUCUUGAUUGGUGAAGCCGUACGUGCUGGACGACCAGAUGUGCGACGAGUGCGCGGGCGCGCGCUGCGGCUCCAAGUUCGCGCCGUUCUUCUGCGCCAACGUCACGUGUCUACAGUACUACUGCGAGCACUGCUGGGCGACGAUCCACUCUCGUCCCGGGCGCGAGUUCCACAAGCCCCUGGUGAAGGAGGGCGCCGACCGCCCGCGCGCCGUGCCCUUCCGCUGGUGCUAGUCCGUCUACACUACACUAUACACUACGCUAGCGGGGACGCGCGACUGGUCGACGGGGAUACACUACCAGUCGCGGGGAUGCAUUACUGGACGCGAGGGAUAGACGACUAGUCGCUGGGAUAUAUAACUAGGCGCGGUGGGCACAUUACUAGCGAGGUAAUAGAUGACUAGUCGCUGGGAUAUAUGACUGGCAGAGGGAUAGAUGAGUGCUGCUAAAACGAGGCACUUAGUGUUGCUGAGCUG
This is a messenger RNA of Diatraea saccharalis (sugarcane borer), 1269 nucleotides long. Lineage: Eukaryota; Metazoa; Arthropoda; Insecta; Lepidoptera; Crambidae. The record is from the annotation of a GenBank genome assembly.